GUUGUUUCAGAACACAUUCGGUCCCCGGUUUGUUUUUACUUAAUCUUUGUGUAAACGACCUGUGUUGUGUGUCAUAAUAAGAUGUUCGCUUUUUAUCGGGAAUUUGGUGCGCGGUUUCCUUUCAUCGAUGUUUCCAUUCUAAAUAUUGUGAUAAUGUUUCGUUCUUCCGGAUUUUAAAGCCUAUCAGCACCGGUUAAUAGGUUCGGCGGAUAGUGCGCGGGGAGAUUAUCGUGUUUUUGGUACCAAAAACGAGAACGCGAAAGAGAGCGAAAAAAAUGACGAAAAAUCACCUCCCUUUUUUUGGUCGCGUCUUCGUCGUCGUCGUGUUUUCGUUAGGUACUUUUUUCAACGCUCGGUGGUGUUAACUGUUGAAUUUGUAUUGGUCUUACCUGUACUUUUGCACGUCCUCGAAUAAUGCAUACGCUUUUCGGCGAACAAGCCAGUUACUAUCGUCACAGCGGAAAUACCUACACCGGAAGUAUGUCCACUGCCGGGUACAACCCAUACGAGCAAUACUCUCGAUAUAGUUACCACGGAUGCGCGUAUCCGCAACAACAACUACACGCCAAUGGCGGCAAAGACAUGGUCAAGCCACCAUACUCGUACAUAGCGCUCAUAGCGAUGGCCAUACAGAACGCGCCCGAAAAGAAAAUCACCCUCAAUGGUAUCUACCAAUUUAUCAUGGAACGAUUUCCAUACUACAGAGAAAACAAACAAGGCUGGCAGAACUCCAUACGUCAUAAUCUCAGCUUAAACGAAUGUUUCGUCAAGAUCCCACGCGAUGACAAGAAACCUGGCAAAGGCAGCUACUGGACGCUGGAUCCAGACUCUUAUAACAUGUUCGAUAAUGGCUCUUACCUCAGACGCAGGAAAAGAUUCAAGAAAAAAGACGCAGUCCGAGAGAAAGAAGAAGCUCUAAAACGACAGCAACAACAGCAACACCAACAACACCACGUGCAGUUGAAGAAAAUAGAAGAUAAGAUACUCAGCGAACAGAAACUCGCAACGAAGCCGAAAAAGGAGCCUAAUACGAGUAGCUGUGCCAAUUCCAGGUACCUUCAUCAUCAUCACCAUCAUCAAGAUGUGAAACCAACCUUAGAUAGCAUAACUGAUGUUGGUUUUACUAUGGACAAUUUAGUGAUCUCAAGUCAAAAUUAUGUUCCUCGUACUGGGCAUACUGGUACGUAUCCUUAUCAUUGUUCGCAAUACAAUACAGAGGAUCUGAUCCCUAUAUCGUCCACAAAUCAGCAUCAAUUCCUUAGUGGAUCACCAGUCAGUACUCAUAGGCAUCCAAUGUGGUAUGCCAACGAUUCCUCUAUAUCGAAUACUGAUUUGUAUGAUUCCACUCUAACUAAUCCAAAUUGCCAGCUUGGAUUUAGAAAUGUACCAACGUAUUAUCAAGAACAUCAAGAUGGUUUAGUUAAGUACUGAUAAGUUUUUCCCAUAUUUUGAGCAAUAUCUUCAUUUUUUGGCCAUAACUUUUUGCCCGAGGUUCAUCAUUUUUUGUGCCAUAUUUGGAAAUGAUUUCGAAUGAUUAAGUAUAGAUUCGAGAAAUAAGUACCUACUUAAUUUGACCAGAGAUUGAAUUUUUUUUGAAGCCGUUGUGAUUUUAUUGAACUUCAACAGUAAAAGGAGAAUCUUCACUUUUGAUUAAAACAUACAAGUUUUUGUAAUUCAUCAAACGAUUAACGCCCAGCUUAGUCGAGUUAAAAACCCCAAGUGUUGAGUGUCAAAAUAUAAAAACGAGAUUUAUCACCUUUUCUUCCUAAUUACUCGUAUUUUUAUCACCUGCUAAAGUAUUUUUGAGAAUUUUCUUCCAGAGUAAUAACAGAUGAUUACUAUUAGGCGGUGUUAAUUUGCUUCAACAACGUUACGACUAUAUUCGUCAAUUUUGCAAAAAUUUCCUAAAUCCGGGGCGAUGAGGACAUUUUGAGAGAAAUUUGAAAAAUCCAGAUUAUGAUUUUUUUAUUCACCUCGAGAAUGUCACGUGAUAAACUUGAAUAAAAGUAGGUAUAGGUACCCUCUGAAUUAAUUAUCCCAUGCUAUCGCUUGCUCCUCCUACUUUUAUUCACAGAAUGUGUUUGUUCACCCACCCUCUUCCACCCUUCUUUUGAACACAAAAUAAAUAAUUAACGAUGAAAAGGAGAUGAAUUACAAUCGCGAAAUACAUAUUAUAAUUUAUUCACAUGCCUACUUCUGGUCGUUAAAAAGUGGCGGCGAAAAUUCUAAUUUUUUGUCAAAAAAGAACUCAACUAAUAAAUCUGAAAUUUGGAGGUUCAGUUUUGAUCUUAAAGGUACCUACACAGUUUUCAUUAGAAAAUCAGCGAAUCUGAAAAUCUAUAAGUUCCAGCCAUCUUUCCUGUAGCUAUGCUGGAGGCUUUAUUUUGAUUUUUGGGUCAAUCGGUUUCCAGAAUCAAAAUUGACACCUUCAAAAACAUACAAUUCGUUAUCUAUGUAAUUACCUACAUCACUUUUUUCGAUAGUUCGAUUUUUUUCGUUUUCUCUCCCUAUUCUAAGAUUAAGUAAUCGUUUUAAAAAACUCAAAAAACUGCAAAACAUUAUGAAAGACUUCAAAAAGUACAUGCUUCAUGAUGCUUGGAAAGAUGAUUUUUAUGGCGCAAUUUACCUUUCAGCAGAUUUGGUUUCCAAAAAAAAAAAGUAACUUUAAUAACUAAAAAAAAAUCAAUCAUUCAAAUUUUUAAAAAAAUGUUUAAACAAACAAAAUACACUUUUCAGCUGAAAAAACACUGUUUCUUACUUCUCGAAACAAGCUUUUGCCCUUGCUUAGCUCAGAUCUGUUUGCUUUUCAUUUUUAAAAUUGAAAUUUUUGAAAACUCAACAUUCAAAUUCUAAAAUUACGGAGUCAAAAAAAUGAACACAUUUUUUAAAAAGGACAUGGUUUUUCAACUCUUGAAAUACGAAUUUCUGAACGCUUUUUGCCAGAGCGAAGAGAAGGCAAACUAUCUCUUUUUUAAAUUGAAAAAAAUCCAUAUUUGAAACAUCUAUAAGUUCAAAACAUGAAAUAAAAUUUUGUUAGUAAAAUCGCCAUAACAAAACGCGAGCAAAAAAAAUCAAUAGACUAUUUUUGCCAAAGAAUUCGGAACUUUUUGGAAAUUUUUGAUAGCAAAGUGAAAAUUUUGGCGAUUUCCAGCAAAAAAGACAAUACUUAUUUGGCAAAAAAAAAGAGACUUCGACAAUUUCAGCGAAAGGAAGGACCUUUUUGUCAAUUUCUGGCAAAAAAACGAGACUUUUUGGACAAUUUUUGAAUAAAAAUGAAAUUUUUAGGUACAGUUGAAAAAAACCACAAUUUUUUAGCAAUUAUUGCCAAAUGACAAGAUUUUUUGACCAUUUAGACAAAAGACAAGCCUUUUUGUCAUUGUUGCCAGAAAGCGAAACUUUGACAAUAAUUUAAGAAAAUAGCAGAUUAUUUUUCAGCAAAUUUUAAUCAAAAAAGCGAAAAUUUUUAGCAAUUUUGCUGAAAAGCGAGAAUUUGUCGAUUUUCGAAUCAGCGUAAAUUGAAAAAUUUUAGAAAAAAGCAGGACUUUUUGAGAGUCAAUUAAAAAGUGGGAGGUACCUACUCUUCGGCAAUUUCCACCAAAAAUCAAAACUGUUGAGUUUUUGAAAAAUUGAGACUUUUUUGAUAUUUAUUUUUUUGCGAAAAAGCGGAGUUUCAAAAAUGUGUUGGAUAUUUUGACAAAAUGUGAGAAUUUUUGUGAAUUUUUAAAAAAACAUAAGCGAAAACUUUCCACAACUUUAGCAAAAAUAAGCAGGAUUUUUUGAGAAUUAUUGGAAAAAAAUUGGUGCUUUGUAUUGUUGGGCAAUUUCAGCCAAAACUCCGAAAUUUUUCGAGAAAAUUUUGAAAAAAUCGACUUUUUGGAUUUUUUGGCCAAAAAGGGACAAUUUCAAGCGAAACAUUUAGAUGAUCUGGAAAUUUUGACAAAAUGUGAGACUUUUUUAUAUUUUGUGCAGAAAGCGAUACCGGCAAUUUAAGUGAAAGGCAAGGCCGUUGUGUUGAAAAGGCAGUAGAUACCGGGCAGGAAAUUGAUAAAAAAAUGAAUAUGUUUUUUCCUAUUUUCAAAGAAGGGAGAACUUGAGUAACAAAAAGUUAAUACGAGCUCUGAAAUGAAUUGUAAGUAGACCAAGUGUAUUACCAAAGAAUUUGGAAAAAAUUGAAAGUUUAUAAAUGUAUUUAGCUUGAUUGAAAAAACAUAUUCUAAGACAUCAGUAACCAAAAGUCAAGAUUGUCAAAUGUUUUCGGGGAUUUUUGACGAAGCUGUGAAAAGUUAACAAAAAAUGCAUUGAGGCAAAUUUUGAAAUUAUUCAUUAAUAAUAUUUUUUUAUCCAAACAAAACAAACCAAUGAGUGUUCAAACCUCAAAAUUGCAAGCAACCAACUUCGAGCUAUUCUGGAGCCUCCAGCGAGUUUUCUACUCCCUGCAGGAAUAUCAAAUUGCUGUAAAUAGACAAAAAAUGCACUUUAGCACCCAUUACUCCGGCCGGUACUCAUUGGGCACCAUCUUGUCUGUUUAAAAGGAUUAUCAGAUCAUCUCGAAAUUCCAGGAGUAAAUUUUUGACCAACCAAAAAAAGAGAAAAACGUCAAAUUUUCAACCAAAAAAAAAUAAUCGUUUUUUAGUUAUUUCAAAGUCUCGAACGAGUUUUUCAUUUUCUUCAGAAACAAAAAUGGCUUCAAUGUAUGUACCUACAAUAUUAGAUAUGUACGUAAUUUUGGCCACUUCUACAUAUUUUUUAUCUGUGAGUCACACAUUCUCAAAUACUCAACAAAUUUCUCACCAAAUUUCCCGAUUUUUUUCAUGAAAAUUGUAAUCGAGUCUUCAACCCUUCACUUCAAUUUUCCCGCCAUUAUUACCAGAACUCAGAAGCUGAGUUAGUACCUCUACCUACGUUUAUGAUGGUUGAAAGAAAUAUGUGAAAAUUGACAAAAACUUCAAUUUAAUUUUUUCUCAAAUGUCCUUUUUUAUUUUAAGAUGAGCCCUGUAAAAAUUCGCGUUUUCUAAUUUGGAAAAAAAUGAGAGCGAAAAAAACAAACGUGAAGAUUCCAACCUAUACAAAAUGAAAUAUUACCUAGCCCUAUUGUAUUUAUUUUUGUAAAUUAUCGCGUGUAAAAAUAUCGUAUUAUUUUUUUAAGUUUGUUGGCCUAUUACAUUUUUUUUUCUUUUAAGAUAUCUACUUACACCUGAUCUGAUUAUGUAAGUAAUUUUUAAAAUGUCGUAUCACGAUGACAUUUCUUUAAGUAUUUGUAAUUUUUCUUCGAUGAUUAUUUUCCAAAUUGGAAAAUUUUUCACAACUGUCUAGUCUUUCUUAAUGUAAAAUCGGAUUGAAUAUUGUACGACUGAUUUUCGAUUCAUUUACCUAUUACCUACUACUUAAAAAUACCUAAUUUUUUUGGAAACUUAAUUUAAAUUUAGGCGAAUUGAAUCGCGAAUCAUUCCUCGUUAAACGUACUAGGUAAUAUAAUUAUUUUAUUUACCUACUCUUUCGAUUUCAUCACUUUCUGUAAUUUGUAACGUCCAAAUAUUUAAUGGCCAAGUUCCAAGUUCCAAAUAAUUUGAUGCUGAUUCGUUAAUCGAUUUUAUCGCUUAUAAAUUGGCAUAAAUGUCAGAAAUAAAAAUAAAUUCUACUUUUCGAUGGAAAUUGUUAAAAUGGAAACACGAUUUUCACCAGUAUAACAGAAGGACGCCUACCCUGUAUUAAAAAUAUGUAUUCGAUUGCAUUGUAAUUAUUAUUCUUAAAAAAUUGGUGCUUAAUAUGACAUCUCGCUAUACGACUUCUUCAUUCCGAUUGUGUAUUUAUUUACGUUGUAAUUAUAAUUUUUUUUUUCUUCAAUAUGUACCUAUUCCAUUUCGAUAUGCUCUACGUAUACUCGUUUGUUAUUUUAUUAUAAGUAUAUAAUUUUUUUUUAUAUACCAACUAUUACAACGACUACCUUUAUGACGAUUUCUACUCAGAAAGCAAUAAACAAAUUAUGCUAG
Molecule: messenger RNA, 5990 nt
Organism: Planococcus citri (citrus mealybug)
Lineage: Eukaryota; Metazoa; Arthropoda; Insecta; Hemiptera; Pseudococcidae
Product: fork head domain-containing protein crocodile-like
Exons: 2
Coding region: 415-1431 (338 amino acids)
Biological process (GO): regulation of transcription by RNA polymerase II; cell differentiation; anatomical structure morphogenesis
Molecular function (GO): RNA polymerase II cis-regulatory region sequence-specific DNA binding; DNA-binding transcription factor activity, RNA polymerase II-specific
Source: RefSeq, a predicted model, not a curated record